GACACCUUGGCGCUGAGUGCUGUUCAAAUACAGGAGAAGAAGAAGCUUCUAGUUAAUCGACGCACUACAACUUCUUCUCGACUUGUGUCGUGUUUGUGAAAAUGGCUGCUCUUCAGACAGGAGUUGUAAAUGAUGUUGAUAAAAAUAAAUAUCAAUAUUCUAAAGUUAGUUUAUCAUUGGAAAAUUGUAUUUUACCACCUGAGAAACUUUCUCCAUCGCCAUCCCAGCUGGAUGGUCUUGAGCGUGAAGCAGAAAUUGAGUUACGGAUAUUAGGAUGUGAGCUGAUACAAACUUCAGGGAUUCUUCUCAGAUUACCUCAGGUAGCAAUGGCUACAGGGCAGGUCCUGUUUCAGAGGUUUUACUAUUCGAAGUCUUUUGUCCGUCAUACAAUGGAGAUCGUAGCUAUGGCCUGUAUCACUUUAGCAUCUAAAAUUGAAGAAGCACCACGUAGAAUAAGAGAUGUUGUCAAUGUGUUUCAUCACAUAAAACAAGUCAGGGGAGGAAAAACGAUUCAGCCUCUUAUACUGGAUCAAAAUUAUAUUAAUUUGAAAAAUCAAGUUAUAAAAGCUGAGAGAAGGGUUUUAAAGGAACUUGGUUUCUGCGUUCAUGUUAAGCAUCCUCAUAAGAUUAUUGUGACUUUGUUGGAAGUUCUGAAAGUGAAGAAUAAGAAAUUAAUGCAAACGGCUUGGAAUUACAUGAAUGAUAGUUUAAGAACUGAAGUAUUUGUUCGUUAUGAUCCUGAAACAAUUGCUUGUGGCUGUAUUUAUCUUAGUGCAAGGUUGCUACAGAUACCAUUGCCAAAUAAACCAGCUUGGUAUCUUGUUUUUGGUGUUGCUGAACAAGAUAUUCAUGAAAUUUCUUACAUAAUUCUAUCCUUGUAUACUAGAAGAAAGCCUGAUCCAGAAAAACUGGAGAAGAUAGUCGAAGAGCUACGAAAAACACACCAAGAAGCUAAAUUGAAAGCAAAAGGAAUUUCAGCUAUAAAUAAUCUAACUAAUUUAUCUCCUGCAUCACAGCCAUGUUCACCUAGUAAUGGCACAAGAGCUUCCCCAACUGAUUCUAAGAAAGAGAAGAGUGAUAUAAAGCACAAUAAUAUUAGUCCAAAAUUUAAGGAGUUGAAUCACAGGAAGCGUAGAAGUCCUUCACCUUUGGAGGAUGGUUACCAGAGUCCAAACGGUAAGAAGAGGGCCAAGACAAGCUCAUCAGGUAGUGGAACAAGCCGUAGUCCUAGCCCAAAGCGAAAGCAGAAAACUCCUCCAAGAGGUUUUAAAGAAUCACAUCGAUCACGCUCACGCUCCAGGUCUAAAACAAGGAACUCUAAAAAACCAAAGCAUCGUUCAUCGCACAAAAGGAAACAUAGUCACAGUGUUUCUCCAGGAACCUCGCCAAGUCAUCACAGUAGCAAAAAGGCUUACAAAAGUAAGCAUUCUGAAAAAACUCACCACAAUAGAUCUCGCUCUCGAUCUCAUGAGCGUAAUCAUCAUUCAGUUUCCUUGCAUGAAAAAACGCACAAAUCUCGCAAAGAUAGAGCAAAAGAAAAUCAUCAUUCCAGGGAUAAGAAAAGAAGGUGAUAGCUUAUAUAUUAGAUAGAUUUUUUAAUAUAUUUCACUUCAUUUGUACAUAUAUUGUAUGAUACCUUCAGGGUGGAUGUAAAUAUUUUCAUGGAGAUGAAGCAUAGAAGUGAAAUGAACUUAAUCUGUUUCAUUGAUGCAUAUUUGUCAAAAUUCUCAAAUAUAAUUUUUUUUUUUUUUUUUUUUUUUUUUUUUUUGGAUAAUUUGGCAAAGAGUUGCAUGUAUUCUGUCAUCCUUAUUUCUGGUAUUUAUGCAAAUAGAGAAAAUGAAAAAUGUGCCAUAGCUUUAAUAAUUAUUUAUUUUUCAUGCCUCAUACUAGAGAACCUCUUGUGGUUUCGCUAUUUGUGAAAUAUAUAGUACUUAUAUAGUAGUUAAAUCAUUUGGUGUUUCAUUUUAAUCUAAAAUAGCAUAAAUAUAUGUUAGAUCAAAAUGGUAAUUUUAACACAGUGGCAAUAAUUCAUUUGUGUUACAAAAGUGCAUUUAAUUGUGAUUUUCAGUUUUCAACAGCAUCUCAGAAAAUGUACAGGUCAGUUUACUUCAAAAAAUUUUCUUUUAAAAAAAGCUUCAUUAUGUUCCAUAGUAAUGUGUUUUAAGAUUUUAUUGAUUUGUAGUAAUGAAUGCAGAAAUAUUAGUUCCCUUUUCAUUUUUUCAUCUUAAAAAUUUCUGUUAUAGAAUAAAUGUGCUAAAAUUAGUCAAUUAUUUCUUAAGCAUGUUUCUAUAGUAUUAUGCACUGCCAUAAAAUAACUUAUUUUUUUAUUUCCGUUUGAGUCUCUAAUAAGAUGCCCUCUCUCCAGCUUCUUCUAAAUAACGUGUACCAGAAUUUCAUGUAAAGCAUGUCAGAUGCUUAAAACAAGGUCUGGCACAACAAACAAUCAUGCUAACACAAUUAUAAAAUAGGACUAAAAUUUAUUUUAUUCUGAUUUAAUCAUUGACUGAAGAAUUAUGAAUUAAAUUUCUUAUAAACUUGCUGCUAUUUAUGAUAUAUAAAUUACUUAUAAGCAGAACAGUUAAUUGAGCAAUGACCAUAUGUAUCUAUGCAUAGGCUGUCAACAUAUGUCUAGCUGAACUAUUGCAUUUGUUGUUUAGCAUUGAUUUUUAAUUACAGUGUCAAAUUUUGAGUUUUUAUUAUUUUGUUAGUAGGAAUAAUGGCCUAAUAAUUAUUCUAAGUAAAUCGUAUGUUCUACUUUUUGUUUGUACUUGUUUAAAUGCUUCUGAAGUGAAUAAAUACUGAGGAAUUUAAAUAUAAGAAAGCUUAAAAGUAUUGACAAAAAAUAAAUAAAAGUGUGCUGCCUGUAUCAUAAUAGUAGCUAUUAAAAUGUGUUUAACAUUUUUUAUGAAGUCUGUCUGGAAGAAAAUGAAAUUAGUGCAUAUAACACAGCUAAAUUGCAUAUAUAUAUGAAGAAAUGAAAAAUGUAGGUAGAUAAUGAAUAAUGUGUAAAUGUCAUUUUAAAAGGAAAUAAAAAUCAAAUGAAAAUGUGAAGAAUACUGAUUAUCAAUAUAUUUUGACUAAUUCAGUAAUAAAACAUUAAAGUACACACUGUACUUUCAUAAAAAAGUAAUUCCAUUAUUAUACAGCUUGUCAGCAUGAAAGGCCUAAGUAUUAAGCUUAAUUUAUUGCAUACAUGAUAUUUCUGUUUUGAAAUAUAUACAGCAUGAUCACUAAAAAUUCUGAUAAUCUUAGUUACUGCUUAAUUUUUUUUAAGGAUACAAAACAGUUUUAAUAAGCAUUUAGCAACUGCUUUAAACACUUAGAAACUAUAAAGUGCAGCAAAUAUUUUGCCAGACUGUAUUAACAGUGAUUGAAUGUUAUGAACUCUCUAUAAAGUACAUACAUACACAGAUAUUUAUUUGGUAUAUAUACUUUUAUCUUCCACACAAAAGAAUAGUUUCAUCUUAGGAUAGCUUUGGUUUGCUUUGCUCACAGAACUCUGAGUAGGUAGUCAGUGAAACCUUGCACCUUACUUACACAUUUUUGAUAUUCAGUGCAUUUUUUAUUUCUAGAAAAAUGCGAAAAGGUCUGUAUCUGCCAUAGUUUUUAAAAUGUCAAGAUUUUUGUUUUUUAAUUAAAAGGUUUGAACAGUAAGUUUAUGUAGCAGAAAUGAUUGUUACAUACCAUAAACAAAUCUGAAAUAGGCAUUCUAAUUGUUCACCAAAAUUUACCAGAAUUCUCAGUCAGUUUUCGAAAAAUUCCAGACCUCUACAUUGCUUAUCCCCCUCAUAUUGUCAUUCUCUUCCAGAACAGUGACAUGUAACUCCCUCAUUAUUUUUUAUGUUGAUAAAUAAAUAAAAUGGAGAAAGGUAAUGAAAUUUCUGAAAAUAUGAAGUUUUGAAUAAGAUUUAGAAAUCACGAAAAGGUAUGGAGAUUCGUGUCAGGUGCAAAAAUUAUUUAAUUUUGCAUAUUUUAGUGUUUUAAAUUGUUUGAAUGUACACUGCUAGCAUUUUCCUGGUUUAUCUCUGGAUAUGUUUUCUCAAAAUGUCUGAUUUAAGAAUUUAAACCCUAUGGGUUUUGUAAAUAAUUCUUUUAUGAAAUAAAUGAUUUUCACUCUUUA
Messenger RNA from Stegodyphus dumicola, 4120 nucleotides. Its product is annotated as cyclin-L1. Gene Ontology annotation, biological process: regulation of transcription by RNA polymerase II. The record is from RefSeq and is a predicted model, not a curated record. Gene Ontology annotation, molecular function: cyclin-dependent protein serine/threonine kinase regulator activity. Lineage: Eukaryota; Metazoa; Arthropoda; Arachnida; Araneae; Eresidae.